Messenger RNA from Acytostelium subglobosum LB1, 3276 nucleotides. RefSeq lists its product as hypothetical. The record is from RefSeq and is a predicted model, not a curated record. Gene Ontology annotation, biological process: double-strand break repair via homologous recombination; DNA replication. The coding region runs from base 1 to 3276 and encodes 1091 amino acids. Gene Ontology annotation, molecular function: single-stranded DNA helicase activity; ATP binding; single-stranded DNA binding. NCBI's taxonomy places the organism in Eukaryota, Evosea, Eumycetozoa, Acytosteliales, Acytosteliaceae. The transcript is spliced from 3 exons. Gene Ontology annotation, cellular component: MCM complex; nucleus.
AUGUUCACUAUAUAUGACUAUGAGAACUUCACUCGAGAAGAAUACUUGGACUUCUUCACAAAGUUACUUCUAGCACAUUAUGUCAAUCAGAUAGAGGCAAUACUAUUGCACAAGGAUGCUUCAUUAUAUCAUUCAUUACAUGUUGAAUUCCCCAUCAUAUUGGAAGGUGAUGUCAACUUUGGACCAUUGUUCAUAGCUCAACCACGCAAGUUGUUGCCUCUGUUUCACGAAUCAUUGUUAGAGGCACAGAGUAGAGUUAGAGAGUUCUAUAUCAAUGGUGGUGAUAGAAGUGAUAGUACCAACAGAGUCAGCAACAAUAGCAAUGGAAGAAGACGUGAUAAUGGUCAUAGAAGCAGCCAAGCACACGGUGGCGGUGGUGAUGAUGAUCUUGCACAGAGUAUCUCACAACAGAGUUCAUACAGCAAUAUAACACCUUCGAUGUUGACCAUCAAGCCUAGAUGUAGAGUUCGAGUCAGUGACCUUCCAAUGGUCCGAGAGAACAGGAGAACAUUCCUCCCGCGCUCCUCUGACUAUGGUCUCUUUGUCGAGUUCCGAGGUACAGUCAUCCGAACCGGUCCACCCAAAGUCAUCGAACGUACCAAGUUCUUCUUGUGCUCCAAGUGCAAGCAUCAAUUCCAGGUAAACAUUGAUCAUGAACUAAAGAAUCAAUUCAACUUGCCAAAGAGAUGUCCAAACCCAAAGUACUGUGAACAUCAAUACUUCAAACCAGUGGAUCAGAUUGGUGAACAUUGUGACUAUCAGGAGAUCAAGGUUCAGGAGAACAUUCAUCAGAUUGGAGCUGGAUCAAUACCAAGAUCAAUCAUUGUCAUUGUUCAGGAGGACUUGGUCGACAGCUGUCAAGCAGGCGACGAUAUUGUGGUCAGUGGCACAGUGAUCAGACGCUGGGAGGCACUCAAACAGGACGAGCGAUGCGAUGUCGAGAUCGUCCUGCUAGGCAAUCACAUCAGGAUCAUGAAUGAACAACGCUUUGGCGCCGGCAUGACUGACGAACUACGACGCAGCUUUGAGGACUUUUGGAUCGAGCACGAGUCACAGCCACUUCUGGGCAGGAACAAGAUUCUUAAGACAAUCUGUCCAGGAGUCUAUGGCAUGUUUGUCGUCAAGCUGGCCACCAUGAUGAUCUUGGUGGGCGGCGUGGAGAUCAACGACAAAGAGAGUGGCAUCAAGCGCAGAGGAGAGUGCCACAUGCUGCUGGUGGGAGAGCCCGGCACGGGCAAGAGUCAGUUCCUCAAGUUCGCCGCCAAGGUUGCGUGCCGAUCCGUCCUGACGACUGGCAUCGGCACGACCAGCGCCGGUCUGACCGCCGCCGUGGUCAAGGAGCAGGGUGGCGAGUGGAUGCUGGAGGCGGGUGCGCUGGUCCUGGCCGACGGCGGCGUGUGCUGCAUCGACGAGUUCAGCGGCAUCUGUGAGAAUGAUCGCGCCACUAUCCACGAGUCCAUGGAGCAGCAGACCAUCUCCAUCGCCAAGGGUGGCAUUGUCACCAGUCUGCACACACGCACAUCGAUCAUAGCGGCCACCAACGCCAAGGGCAAGUACGACGAGUCACAGAGCCUCAUGAUAAACACCAACCUGGCCAGUCCGCUGUUGUCUAGGUUUGACAUCAUCCUGAUCAUCACGGACGACCAGAUCCCGGCGUGGGACACGCUCAUCUCGGAGUUCAUCCUGCGUCGUGGACAAAAUGUUCGCGUGCCCACCACCGACAUUGAGGAAGGCUCGAUGUGGAACAUUGAGAAUCUGCAGAACUACCUCUACUACAUCAAGUCGACGUUCCGUCCAACGCUGUCCCCUGAGAGCCGUCUGCUGCUAGACGCCUACUUCUCCAAGCAGAGGACGGGUGGCAAUCAGCGUAAUGAAGCGAGGAUCACGACCAGACUGAUGGAGUCGCUCAUUCGUCUGUCGCAGGCACAUGCCAGACUCAUGUUUAGGAAUAUCGUGGAGAUACAGGAUGCCAUUAUGGCCAUCUACAUGGUCGAGUGCUCGGCAGAGUCAUCGUGCAUCCUGUCGGGCCUGAAUGCGCAGACGUCCAUCUUCCCAGAGGACCCUGAGCUGGACUAUAGAAUGAUAGAGAGAACGAUCAAGGUUGCACUGGGUCUGACCAACAUCAGCUACAAGCCAUCCAAGAGGAAGAAGACCAAACCCAGAGAGCAGCCGCAUCGCGUCAACUCAUCGUGGGUCAACACCAACCUCGAUGAUCUUGAAGAGAGUGAUGAUGAUGGUUACAAUGGCGAAGAAGACGAAGAGGAGUAUGAAGAGGUUGAUGAAGAUGGUCCACUACCAAGCUGGGCACAAGACACUCAAUAUGAUCAAGAAGAAGAAGAAAUAGAAGUGCCAGUGGAUCAGGAUGUUGAUGUCCAACAACAUGAGGAUCAUAAUGGACAUUUUGAUCAAGAUGAAGAGGAUCAUCAUGUACAUGAAGAAGAACAACAACAAGAGAAAGAGAAGGAACAUGAUAUCUCAUUCAAUCUGGACAUUGCAAGCAGUCAGAAGGGUUCCAAUGGAAGUGGUGGCAAGAAGGGCAAACAAACAGCAGUAUCACCAGUCCUGGGAAAUGACAACAACAACGACACAAAUGCUCAAGUCAAGCAACCAAUGCAACCUCCUCCACCACCACAACAACAGAAGAAGGUACAACCUCAAUCCCCGCCACCACAAAGAUCACCUCCACAACAACAACAACAACAACAACAACAACGAUCACCGCCACAACAAAAGACACCAACAGUCAUUGUUGAGGACACUUCAGACCUUGAAAACCUGGAGUUUGAGGACAAUGAACUGGAACCAUCACAACCAAGCACAUUCAUGGCUCCACCAAAGACACAACAACAGCAACAACAACAAACUACACCAGUACAACAAAAACCAACACCUCAACCACAACAGUUCAGCAGACUACACCAAUCACAAUCCAGCCAAGCACCAGUAUCACAGAGUGGCAUCAAUGAUUUGUUGCGAGAGAUACAAGAGCACCAGUCGUCCAUGGACGUGGACUGGGGAGAAGGCGAUGUGGACUACGCUGUAGUGCGUCAAUCCAGCCAACAAAGUAAAUCUGAUGAUAUCACUGGCAACAACAAUACUGGCAACAACAAUACUGGCAAGUCUGGAAACAACACUGGCAGCAACAACAUAUCAUACCUUUUCAGCAAUAUUAGUUAUACAACAACAAGUGAUAGUAUAACAACGAGUCAGCAAGGAGCUACAAAGCCAGCAGCAGAGGAUGAGGAUCUGGAUGGAUUGGACAUGUCACAAGUCUAG